GCCAUUUUACAUUUCGAAGGAAAUAUUAUUAUCAUGGUAGUCCUAUCCUGGAUUUCACAACAACGUCUUUGAUUACGAUGUAGUUUGUCAUCAGAAUCAUUGAGUAAUCAAAAGUAUUAGAAGAAUUAUGAGUUCUCCUCAUUUCCAUACUGUUUUCAUCAAAUUGAAAGUUGACAAGCAGCUGAUGAAGAGAUUUGAAGUGAAUCCACCAGAGAGAAAAAAAGAAGCAUGUCAAGGGCAGAGAAUUACAAUACAGUUAAAAGAUACGUCAUCCUGUGAGGAGGAAGUGGAAAAGGAUGACCUUGACAUUUACGCCAGUGAAACACGUGGACAAAAUCAGAAAAAUUCCCGUUCCAUGACACAUUAUGUCAGUAGGGGCAUAACAGAUAAGGCCCUGAGAGAACUAAUUGAGAAUAAGGAAUUUUUACAGAAUUAUGUCAGACAACUCCUGGAACAUAACAUUCGUUUUGAUGAGCUGGACCUCACACAAAACCAGCUGGUAUUUGAAGUGUUUGUGUCGGACCCGGCAGACUUUGGUGACACCAUGAAAACUUGUCUAACACCAUUGAAUGGCACAUUUUUGUUGGAGAGUGAAGGCAUAUCUUCAGGGUUUGAAUCCACUCAAACAUUAUUUGGUAAAGUGAGUACAGAUCAGGAUUCUCCCAAUCGGGAAAUAACCUCUUCUAGUCCUGGGCCAGAUGGCCUGAUGGAAUCGGUAACCUUGAGAAAUGAGAAAUAUUCUAAUGAGGAAAAUGUAUUGGAUGAUUCAAAAAGUGCUGAGAAGGAAUGUGAUACUGUAACAGGUGAUGAACAGAUGAUUGAAGGUUUGUUAGAACAGGAAAAGUUAAUGAUGUUAGAUUUUAAAACAGUUCAAGAAAAACUCACAGACAAAAAUGGAACAGGAACAUCCUCAAUGAAUAGGACAAGAAAAAGAGCUGAAAGCUCUGGUAUAGGAAAAUGGCCAAAUCAGAAAAAAGUUUCUUGUGAGGAGGACUUUGAUCAUUCAGACACUGUAUUGAAGUCAGGAAAGGAAAGGACAAAGAAAGGUUCACAUGGAACAGAAACACAAGAUAUUCCAGAUUCUGUAAAAUUUUCUAGUAUUCGUGUUAAAGACUUUGAUGGAAUCAACUCUGUAAGCAGUUACCCCUCCAGAGUUAGGGCCGGAAAUGACACUGAUGUGCUUGAACCGAUCGUGAGACAAAUGCCGAGAUCCAAAUCAGAGAGGGAUGAGUCAUCCGAGAAGGUUAUUGAGCAUAAUUCCAGAACUGUUGAAACAUUUAUGAAAAGAGAAGACUACACCAUAGAGGGUGUCGACCAAGAUCAGGAGUCUACCAUUAACUAUGAGGUAGAUGUGACAGUUAGGACGAGUAAGAUCAUUGAUCUGUUGAUGAGUCAGAUUAUAAGUGGCCAAAGCAAGACUCUUCGGAGUUUAAAGGAAGUGUAUACAUAUGUCAACUUCCUGUCGCACAUGUCAGCAGUCUUCUACAAAUACCAUUACUAUGAUGCGAAAUCUACAUCUGAAGAGCUUAUUGUACAGCUGGUAGCUGGGCUGAAUGGAGGAAAAGACACCAAACGACCUCAACAUUCACAGGUUGAUUACACACAAUUCAAUCGUGACCACAGGGUUGGAACUGGCCGAACUGAUGUACACUUACCAUCUAACACUCCGCACAAGAAACGCUUCCAUAAUGAUAAAAGCAAAAAGUGGGGAGCGGCAAUCCUCAUCAAGGAUCCAGAUAAAUCAGGACGAUUGUCUCCAGAAGGGGGCAAUGAGAUUGAAGAGGAUCUUGGAUCAUUGAAGAAAGAAAAAGGAACAGUGGAACCAUCAGGUUGGGAGGUAAAGGAAAGGAUCAUGGCAAAAUUAAAAGGGGAAGGUACAAGUUGUCAGUCUAGGUUCUUUGAUCAACCUGAUACUGAUGGUGGUGAUUUAGAACAAGAAAAUGUCACCCAACACAAUCUUCAACAUAGCAGAAUCGAAUCCUUGGACUCUCUCGAGGAUGGGGUUCGACCUGAUGGCCGUACCCCUGACAUAGAUCCAGAAGGCAAUGGUGAUUUUCCUAGUGAUGAUGACCUUUCCAGUGACAGAGAGGAAAGCGAUGAUGUAGAUGAUGAGUCGGAUUACCUUGGUGAUGAGGAUAUCGACGAUUGUAACUCACAUGGUGUGCGCACUGUACCGGCAGGCAAUGCAGACUCUGGUGGUGGGGCAGCCAUGGGGGCUUACGGAGGUCAACAUUCAUUUAACGAGAGACACCGGGCAUUUCUGAAAUCCUGGAAUGUAACACUUGGAGACAAUGGGGAAAAGUGCUUGCUCACUGCUUUGAAAGACUGUAAUAGGCAACAGCACCCAGACCCUAGUACUAUGUUCCUACUAGACUUGUCAAGGAGCAUGGAACAGGCCGACAAGGUCACACAAAUGAAAAGCAAGGUCAGAAGUAUAUUACAAGUGGCUGGAAGUAAACACUUUGGAUGCCAGAUGUCCGAGACAUAUGGUGUGGCAGUAUUUGGGCACAAGACAGAAGUACUGUUAUAUCCCUCCAGACAGCUACACGAUGUACAGGAUACAUUAGACUUGACCAGAUUUAAUGAGACAGCUGGACGAUCCCCCCUAGGACUUGGUCUCCUUCUCUGUACCUGUGUGUGGUUCACAGAAAAAGGCUCAGGUGGCACUGUCUGGUUACAUGGACGGAAGGUCCGACCUCGGAUAAUUGUUAUCAGUGAUCUGGAAUUGAAUGAAACUGCAAGUGUAGCUGGAGGAAGAGAAGACGACCAAGAUACCUUGGGAUAUACUAUGGAGGUGCACAAUGAGCUGUUAACAAUAGCUUUGAAACUGAAAAAGUUGGGUAUCCCGGUGUUUGUAGUGCCAGUUGGAGACACAACACAGAUGCCGGAGGUUUACACCCGGCUGGAAUCAGUUACAAAUAUAACAGGAGGAAAACUGCUCACUAAAUCCGGAGAACUGCUCGGCCGACAGACAUGGCAACAGAUCCUAGCUUGUAAUAUACUGAGAAUGUUGGAGAAUGAGUGGGAACCUAUGUCUCCUGAGGACGUCCUUAAUAUUAUAAAGUCUUUCACUGGAGAUGAUCCUGAGGACAUGGAAAGUGUUCAAAGGAUAAUGAAGGAAAGAAAUGAUAGAGAAAGAAACGAAGAUGAUAUUCGUUUGCUCCUCAAGCAGACCGGAGAGCCUGGUGAACAGCUAUGGAAAGAAUUUCCUUUGGGGGAACGAGUACAAGAAGUACACGAUGAUGACCGAACAGGCACCGUUGUUGGCCAUUUACCCCACAAGAAAGCCUUGGUACAGUGGGAUAAUAAGUCGACUGGUGAGCUAGAAUCUAAAGAAAUGUCCUGUCUGGUCAAGGGUUCCACAAGAGAUUGUAGAGAAUACCUGGGUGAAACUCAUGUGGUUGGAUCAAGGGUCCGGAGAAUAAAUUGUGCGAAUGAUGUGCCCCAGAUCAGUAUGGAUACUUCAGAAGUGGGCAUUGUGCUAACUUUGUCUGCACUUCAGCCAAAUGUAGUUUACGUUGCUUGGGAGGAGAGUGGGAUAUGCAGACACUUGAGUUCUGAUAUCUGCAGGUUUGUAGAAAAAGAUGACAUUUACCAGUUUGACUCUUUCUGGCUGUUCUGUGACAAUAAUCAGUGGCAACCUUUUCCUUUGGAUGUGUCAAAGACUAUCGAAGAAAAGAAAGAGGGAAAUCUAUUACCAAAGACUAUGGUCAUUUCACUUGGAGGAAAAGGAUACAGGUUGAUGUUCUCCAAGCAUCAGAUGAGAUGUACUGUACCAGACACCCAUGGCCACCCCAUUCUAUUUCCUAUUUGUAACCAAGCUAUUCCAACAAGGGACCAGACCUAAGCUUGUGAGAAUGUGGAAAUAUCAAGAUAAUGUGGUGUUGGACUGAAGCAGUCAAUUAGAUUGACUUAUAACUAAUUACUACUUACUGUAAUGACAAGUGAUGGAGAUAAUUUGUCAGGAUUGUCAUCAAUAGAGAUUAACCUGCUUUAAAGUGAUACACCGACAUCAACGUUGUCAACAAGGUGAUACACCAACUUCAAUGUUGUCAACAAGGUGAUACACCAACUUCAAUGUUGUCAACAAGGUGAUACACCAACUUCAAUGUUGUCAAUUAGGUGAUACACCAACUUCAAUGUUGUCAACAAGGGUGGUACACCAACAUCAAUGUUGUCAACAAGGUGAUACACCAACUUCAAUGUUGUCAACAAGGUGAUACACCAACUUCAAUGUUGUCAAUUAGGUGAUACACCAACUUCAAUGUUGUCAACAAGGGUGGUACACCAACAUCAAUGUUGUCAACAAGGUGAUACACCGACAUCAAUGUUGUCAACAAGGUGAUACACCAACUUUAAUGCUGUCAACAAGGUGAUACACCAACAUCAAUGUUGUCAAUAAGGAUGAUACACCAACUUCUAUGUUGUCAACAAGGUGAUACACCAACAUCAAUGUUGUCAAUAAGGAUGAUACACCAACUUCUAUGUUGUCAACAAGGUGAUACACCAACAUCAGUGUUGUCAACAAGGUGAUACACCGACAUCAAUGUUGUCAACAAGGUGAUACACCAACAUCCAUGUUGUCAACAAGGUGAUACACCAACAUCAAUGUUGUCAACAAGGUGAUACACCAACAUCAAUGUUGUCAACAAGGUGAUACACCAACUGCAAUGUUGUCAACAAGGUGAUACACCAACAUCAAUGUUGUCAACAAGGUGAUACACCAACUGCAAUGUUGUCAACAAGGUGAUACACCGACAUCAAUGUUGUCAACAAGGUCAUGCACCAACAUCAAUGUUGUCAACAAGGUGAUACACCAACUGUAAUGUUGUCAACAAGGUGAUACACCAACUGCAAUGUUGUCAACAAGGUCAUGCACCAACAUCAGUGUUGUCAACAAGGGUGGUACACCAACAUCAGUGUUGUCAACCAGGUGAUACACCAACUGCAAUGUUGUCAACAAGGUGAUACACUGACAUCAACGUUGUCAACAUGGGUGAUACACCAACAUCAAUGUUGUCAACAAGGUGAUACACCAACUGCAAUGUUGUCAACAAGGUGAUACACCAACUGCAAUGUUGUCAACAAGGUGAUACACCAACUGCAAUGUUGUCAACAAGGUGAUAUACCAACUUUAGUGUUGUCAACAAAGGUGGUACACCAACAUCAAUGUUGUCAACAAGGUCAUGCACCAACUUAAAUGUUGUCAACAAGGUGAUACACCAACUUUAGUGUUGUCAACAAAGGUGGUACACCAAGAUCAAUGUUGUCAACAAGGUGAUACACCGACAUCAACGUUGUCAACAAGGUGAUACACCAACUUCAAUGUUGUCAACAACGGUGACACUUUAGCUUCAUUUAUGUCACAAAGACUGAUAUGCCAACUUUGAAGAUGUCAGCAAUAGCAAUAUGCUAGCCUCAUAUAGUUGUCCAUGCCAGCAGUUGUUGCUUACUGCGAUGUAUAUUGUUAUGUUGGUUGCCAAUAGCAAUACAUCAGCUUUGAGAUUGUCUUUCAUUACAAUGUGUUGUAUGUUACACUGGCGGUACCAGGUUUAUGUAACUAUGUAGUUAUAACCAGUAAUAUCAUCAGUUACAUGAUGUACAACUGUACAGUAUCUACUGCCCUUAUAUGGCCUUAUUCUGUAUCACACUGACCAGUUAUCUACCUAAUAUUGCUGUAAGAUAAUUAAUGUUCUCAACAUACCUGUGAUAGUGUUAUUUUUGUUAAGUUUUCAGAUUUGCGUUACAUGUAUAUAUUGGUAUUGUGUACAGUACUUACUAUGAAGGUGCUUUUAUAGGAUGGGAUACUCAUUAUUGCUGUUAUAUAACUAUAAAUCAUACACAAUUUUCAAAUAAAAACUUCAAUGUUUUGUCCGAGAGUUAAUACAUUUCAAAAUACCACCAAAGCAUCAGACAGUGCUUUGUAAGGUUUUAAUCAUCUCAACUUAACUUUGAAUAAUAUAAAGUUAGAUGUGCAAUCAUUUUGUAUGCAAUAAUUCAUCCAUUUGCAAAAUUUAACAACAUGUUUCACCAUUACGCUGACAUAAAACUGACUUAAGUUCAUUUCAUGUUCUUAAAAAAUCCCAUUGUCAUCUGUUUAGCUUUGAGAUUGAGUCAAAUAUGUUUAAUUAUUAAAUAUGUCAAGGUUACUUUGCUGUUUCUUAGUUACAUUAACAUGAUCAUUAUAUAUUAAGUUAACUGUUGUACAUUUUGUUUUAGUAUGUGUCAUAUCUCCAGUUAUUUUUUUACUGAUCUUGCCAUUAUAAUCAUCUGUUAAAUAUAUUUACUGCUAAAUGUAAAUGUUAUAUUUUGCGAAACUGAAAAAUCUUCUUUGUAGAUAACCUUCAUUUUAUGAACUUUUCCAUUCACCAUUGGUCAGUCUUUGGUACUGUACCAUUGGCCAGCCUUUGGUACUGUACCAUUGGUCAGACAUUGGUACUGUACCAUUGGUCAGACAUUGGUACUGUACCAUUGGUCAGCCUUUGGUACUGUACCAUUGGUCAGUCUUUGGUACUGUACCAUUGGUCAGACUUUGGUACUGUACCAUUGGUCAACCUUUGGUACUGCACCAUUGGUCAGCCUUUGGUACUGUACCAUUGGUCAAACUUUGGUACUGUACCAUUGGCCAGACUUUGGUACUGUACCAUUGGCCAGACUUUGGUACUGUACCAUUGGCCAGUCUUUGGUACUGUACCAUUGGUCAGCCUUUGGUACUGACCAUUGGUCAGCCUUUGGUACUGUACCAUUGGCCAGCCUUUGGUACUGACCAUUGGUCAGCCUUUGGUACUGCACCAUUGGCCAGACUUUGGUACUGUACCAUUGGCCAGACUUUGGUACUGUACCAUUGGUCAGCCUUUGGUACUGUACCAUUGGCCAGUCUUUGGUACUGCACCAUUGGCCAGACUUUGGUACUGCACCAUUGGCCAGUCUUUGGUACUGCACCAUUGGCCAGACUUUAGUACUGUACCAUUGGUCAGACUUUGGUACUGCACCAUUGGCCAGUCUUUGGUACUGCACCAUUGACCAGUCUUUGGUACUGCACCAUUGGCCAGACCUGGUAUUGCACCAUUGACCAGUCUUUGGUAAUGCACCAUUGACCAGUCUUUGGUACUGCACCAUUGGUCAGACUUUGGUACUGUACCAUUGGCCAGUCUUUGGUACUGCACCAUUGACCAGUCUUUUGUACUGCACCAUUGACCAAUCUUUGGUACUGCACCAUUGGUCAGACUUUGGUACUGCACCAUUGGUCAGCCUUUGGUACUGUACCAUUGGUCAGACAUUGGGACUGUACCAUUGGCCAGACAUUGGUACUGUACCAUUGGUCAGCCUUUGGUACUGUACCAUUGGUCAGACAUUGGUACUGUACCAUAGGUCAGACGUUGGUACUGUACCAUUGGUCAGCCUUUGGUACUGUACCAUUGGUCAGACUUUGGUACUGUACCAUUGGUCAGCCUUUGGUACUGUACCAUUGGUCAGACAUUGGUACUGUACCAUUGGUCAGACAUUGGUACUGUACCAUUGGUCAGACUUUGGUACUGUACCAUUGGUCAGCCUUUGGUACUGUACUAUUGGUCAGCCUUUGGUACUGUACCAUUGGCCAGCCUUUGGUACUGCACCAUUGGCCAGACUUUGGUACUGUACCAUUGGCCAGACUUUGGUACUGUACCAUUGGCCAGUCUUUGGUACUGUACCAUUGGUCAGCCUUUGGUACUGACCAUUGGUCAGCCUUUGGUACUUUACCAUUGGCCAGCCUUUGGUACUUUACCAUUGGCCAGCCUUUGGUACUGACCAUUGGUCAGCCUUUGGUACUGCACCAUUGGCCAGUCUUUGGUACUGCACCAUUGGCCAGACUUUGGUACUGCACCAUUGGCCAGUCUUUGGUACUGCACCAUUGGCCAGACUUUAGUACUGUACCAUUGGUCAGACUUUGGUACUGCACCAUUGGCCAGUCUUUGGUACUGCACCAUUGACCAGUCUUUGGUACUGCACCAUUGGCCAGACCUGGUAUUGCACCAUUGACCAGUCUUUGGUAAUGCACCAUUGACCAGUCUUUGGUACUGCACCAUUGGUCAGACUUUGGUACUGUACCAUUGGCCAGUCUUUGGUACUGCACCAUUGACCAGUCUUUUGUACUGCACCAUUGACCAAUCUUUGGUACUGCACCAUUGGUCAGACUUUGGUACUGCACCAUUGGUCAGCCUUUGGUACUGUACCAUUGGUCAGACAUUGGGACUGUACCAUUGGCCAGACAUUGGUACUGUACCAUUGGUCAGCCUUUGGUACUGUACCAUUGGUCAGACAUUGGUACUGUACCAUAGGUCAGACGUUGGUACUGUACCAUUGGUCAGCCUUUGGUACUGUACCAUUGGUCAGACUUUGGUACUGUACCAUUGGUCAGCCUUUGGUACUGUACCAUUGGUCAGACAUUGGUACUGUACCAUAGGUCAGACGUUGGUACUGUACCAUUGGUCAGCCUUUGGUACUGUACCAUUGGUCAGACUUUGGUACUGUACCAUUGGUCAGCCUUUGGUACUGUACCAUUGGCCAGUCUUUGGUACUGCACCAUUGGCCAGACUUUGGUACUGCACCAUUGGUCAGACUUUGGUACUGUACCAUUGGUCAGACUUUGGUACUGUACCAUUGGUCAGACUUUGGUACUGUACCAUUGGCCAGUCUUUGGUACUGCACCAUUGGCCAGACUUUAGUACUGCACCAUUGACCAUUCUUUGGUACUGCACCAUUGGUCAGACUUUGGUACUGCACCAUUGACCAAUCUUUGGUACUGCACCAUUGGUCAGACUUUGGUACUGUACCAUUGGCCAGUCUUUGGUACUGCACCAUUGACCAGUCUUUUGUACUGCACCAUUGACCAAUCUUUGGUACUGCACCAUUGGUCAGACUUUGGUACUGUACCAUUGGUCAGACAUUGGGACUGUACCAUUGGCCAGACAUUGGUACUGUACCAUUGGUCAGCCUUUGGUACUGUACCAUUGGUCAGACAUUGGUACUGUACCAUAGGUCAGACGUUGGUACUGUACCAUUGGUCAGCCUUUGGUACUGUACCAUUGGUCAGACUUUGGUACUGUACCAUUGGUCAGCCUUUGGUACUGUACCAUUGGUCAGACAUUGGUACUGUACCAUUGGUCAGACUUUGGUACUGUACCAUUGGUCAGCCUUUGGUACUGUACCAUUGGUCAGCCUUUGGUACUGCACCAUUGGCCAGUCUUUGGUACUGCACCAUUGGUCAGUCUUUGGUACUGCACCAUUGGUCAGGCUUUGGUACUGUACCAUUGGUCAGACUUUGGUACUGUACCAUUGGCCAGUCUUUGGUACUGCACUAUUGGCCAGACUUUAGUACUGCACCAUUGACCAUUCUUUGGUACUGCACCAUUGGUCAGACUUUGGUACUGCACCAUUGACCAAUCUUUGGUACUGCACCAUUGGUCAGACUUUGGUACUGCACCAUUGGUCAGACUUUGGUACUGCACCAUUGGUCAGACUUUGGUACUGCACCAUUGGCCAGUCUUUUGUACUGCACCAUUGACCAAUCUUUGGUACUGCACCAUUGGUCAGACUUUGGUACUGCACCAUUGGUCAGACUUUGGUACUGCACCAUUGGUCAGUCUUUGGUACUGUCGCUGUGUUGUGGAACCAAAAUUUCACUUAGUGUUAGUUAAUGCUUUAAUAGCAAAGCGUCAAGCUCAAACUGUCAUGUUUUGUCCAAAACUGAAAGUUCUUGGAAUUACUUUGUAGCUGUCGUUUAGACUGUCCUACUAUCUGUCUGUCCAUCUUUCACACUUUGUUUCAGUGCAGUAACUGCUACAAAUGUUAUCAGAUGUUUGUUAAACUAGGUAACAAGGUUAAAUGUAUAAAGAGCUAAGCCAUGUUUGAUUGCCAUUUCUACUGAACUUUAUUCGAUGGAGUUAUGGCCCUUUGAUUAACUAAAAACAUUGUUUUCUGCAGUUCCCUGCAAUAAUUCACACAAAUAUUACCCAAUUAUCAUCAAACUGAGUAACAGAGUAAUUAUCCUCCCUUGAUUCAUGAAGAACAUUGUUAUUUGCUAUUAGAUUACUUCUGCAAAUAUUUUCAUUUUUUUUUUACUUUAUCCCAUUAUACAUGUUCAAUAAAACAUAAAAAUUCUG
Pecten maximus is the source of this 10142-nucleotide messenger RNA. RefSeq lists its product as uncharacterized. The record is from RefSeq and is a predicted model, not a curated record. NCBI's taxonomy places the organism in Eukaryota, Metazoa, Mollusca, Bivalvia, Pectinida, Pectinidae. The transcript has 21 exons. Bases 128 to 3847 code for a protein of 1239 amino acids.